Messenger RNA from Priceomyces carsonii, 933 nucleotides. RefSeq lists its product as uncharacterized. The record is from RefSeq and is a predicted model, not a curated record. NCBI's taxonomy places the organism in Eukaryota, Fungi, Ascomycota, Pichiomycetes, Serinales, Debaryomycetaceae. Gene Ontology annotation, cellular component: Golgi membrane. The transcript has a single exon. The coding region runs from base 1 to 933 and encodes 310 amino acids.
AUGAGUAGACGACUCAAUCUACCCUACACUACUCAAGAUUUAUUCCCGCAGGCUGCUGGCAUGGGAAGUUCAAAGCUUACUAGUCAAGGUUCGGUAACGGGAGGGUCGUUUAUAUCAACAGCUUCUUCAACAUUAAGCAGUCAUGCUGGAAAUAAGCAAGCUACACAGUCUAAGCUUCAGAAUUUCAGGCGAAUGCUUAAAAGGUUAUUUAAGCCUUCAACGCUUGAUUUUGAGACGGCGAUCUGGGAGAUAUUUAAUUUGAUUAUAAACCCGAAGAAAAUGUAUCGUUCACAUUAUUAUUAUAAGCAACAACAGCAAGGUGGUAAAUCGAGUUAUGCAAGGGACGACCCUUCAUUUUUGAUAUUAUUGACAGUGUUUUUAUCAAUAAGUGCAGUUGCAUGGGGACUCGCCUAUUCACCACAUUUUUGGGAUAUAUUUAAACUUAUCAUUUAUAUGGUAUUCAUUGAUUUCUACUUAACUGGAGUUAUCAUUGCGACAAUAUUUUGGUUAUUUACUAAUAGAGUUCUCAACGGAAGGUCUAGUUCUAUGAGCUCCUAUAGCAUUAAUUACGUUGAAUGGAGUUUUUGUUUUGACAUUCAUUGCAAUUCAUUCUUAAUUAUUUGGUGCUUAUUAUAUUUGGUACAAUUUUUAUUGUUACCAUUAUUAACUAACAAAAAAUCUUUCUUAUCUUUGUUUCUUGGUAACUCGUUAUAUUUUGGAGCUAUAGCAUACUAUUUCAUAAUCACAUUUUAUGGAUUCAACUCAUUGCCACUUAUUGGCCAAGGAACAACACCAAGCAGUAAAGGCUCUGGGACUUUACUACAACUAAUUAUAAUUGUUGGUAUUCUCCCCCUUCUAGCACUAGCCUGGAUUGUGAGCAUUUGCUUUAGGUUUAACGUUGCAUACACUAUGGUCGAUACUUAUUUCAACUAA